This is a messenger RNA of Penicillium manginii, 1530 nucleotides long. RefSeq lists its product as uncharacterized. Bases 1 to 1530 code for a protein of 509 amino acids. Gene Ontology annotation, molecular function: glycosyltransferase activity. The transcript has 2 exons. Lineage: Eukaryota; Fungi; Ascomycota; Eurotiomycetes; Eurotiales; Aspergillaceae. Gene Ontology annotation, cellular component: membrane. The record is from RefSeq and is a predicted model, not a curated record.
AUGUUUCGCGCAUUCUAUAGAGACAACCGUAUGGUCCCUUUGGGGAUUAUGCUGUUGACUUUUUUCAUCUUCGUCUAUCAUUUCGAACUCGACCGCCAGGGUCCACUGGGAGAGAUCCCCGCUGCGGCCGUUCCAGACAAGCUUGUCAUCGAUACCCCGCGAACACAUUCCAACCCGAUCGUGGAAAUCGUGGACUCUGUGGACGAAACUGCUGAGCAGUUGUCAUACCCUGCCAUUCCUUCUGCAAUCCCAUCCUCCAAACCGAAAGAACCCUCCAGCAGCAGCAGCAAGAGCACCAGCCAUUCUUUACAUUUACCCAAAGCCGUCAGCGCUGACGAUGUCGUCCUCAUGUUCAAAACUGGCGCCACAGUCUUGUGGAAGCGAGUCCCCAUUCAUUUAGCAACCAGCCUUUCUCCUAAUCGCAUCAAUCAUGACAACGUCCUUCUUUACUCGGACUAUCCCGAAACUAUCGGCGACUGGGAUAUCAUCGACGUCCUUGCCAACACCUCCGAAUCCGUGCGCAGCUCAGAGAACUUCAAGCCAUACCUUCAACAAGAAGACUAUGAAUCGCGCCAAAACUACGCCGAGAUGUCCAACGUACCCGGCGAUGCUGCUGGCCCUGCCGGUGGCUGGAAACUUGACAAAUACAAAUUCCUACCGAUUGUCCAACACGCGGGUUUGAACAAGCCAGAUGCCAAGUGGUACAUCUUUAUGGAAGAUGACUCCUACAUUUUCCUCCCCAAUCUACUCCGUCAUUUGGAACGGUUCGACUACAAAGACUCAUGGUACCUGGGUAGCCUGGCCUGGAUCCACGGCGACUAUUUCGCCCACGGUGGUUCCGGCUUUGCCCUCUCCAGAGGAGCAUGGGAACAGAGCUUCGGAAAAGAUCCUAAGAUUGUGGAUAAAUUCCAGGCCUUCACCGAAGAGCAUGGCUGCGGAGACCACAUUCUUGGGCAUGUUCUCAAGGAGUACGGCGUGCAAUUUGGCGAGACCUAUGAUGAGGCUCGUUUCCGAUAUGGAUUCAAUCCCGAAUCGCACUGGUCUACAUGGUUUGAACAGGCCAAUUGGUGCUCCCCUGUCUAUAGCUGGCACCACACCCACGGGAAAGACGUGGCCCGAUUCUACAACCUCGAGCAAUCCUGGGACUUUGAACAGGGUCCUUUGAGAUUCCGUGACGUUUUCAAGGCGCUGGUCGCCCCAUACCUUCAUUCCCGGGUGGAAUGGUGGGAUAACUGGUCCUCAAAGUAUGAGAUCCGGUCAAACAACGCCAAAGAUGCGGAGCCCCCAAGCUCGGUCAAGGGAACAGAUACCUGGCGUAGUGCCUGGAAAUCAGUAGAUUCCUGUGAAGCGGCUUGCAAAUCUUGGACUGAGUGUGUUCAGUGGUCUUUCUAUGAGGACCGCUGCAAGAUGGAUAGUAUGGCUUUGCUAGGUAGUGGAAUUCCUGAGGGUGACUCUCGCCGCCAAACCACCUUGCCUUGGGUGAGUGGAUGGCUAUCUGAACGAGUGGAGAACUGGGAGUGCCAAGGAUAG